Molecule: messenger RNA, 633 nt
Organism: Penicillium concentricum
Lineage: Eukaryota; Fungi; Ascomycota; Eurotiomycetes; Eurotiales; Aspergillaceae
Product: superoxide dismutase
Exons: 3
Coding region: 1-633 (210 amino acids)
Biological process (GO): superoxide metabolic process
Cellular component (GO): mitochondrion
Molecular function (GO): metal ion binding; superoxide dismutase activity
Source: RefSeq, a predicted model, not a curated record
AUGUCUGCUCAAACUCACACUCUGCCUCCUCUCCCCUACGCCUACGAUGCGUUGGAGCCCGUCAUCUCUAAGCAGAUCAUGGAGCUGCACCAUCAGAAGCACCACCAGGCAUACGUCAACAACCUGAACGCAGCACUCUCCGCUCAAGCAUCCGCAACUGUAUCAAACGACGUCCCCACCUUGAUUGCACUGCAGCAAAAGAUCCGCUUCAAUGGCGGCGGCCACAUUAACCACACCCUGUUCUGGAAGAACCUGACUCCCCCCGGCACACCUGGGAAUGACAUCGGCGGCGCACCCACUCUGCGUGAAGCCAUCGUCUCUCGCUGGGGAUCGCACGAAGGCUUCGUCAAGGCUUUUAACGCCGAGCUGCUCGGUCUCCAGGGAAGCGGCUGGGGAUGGCUAGUGAGCAAGGGUGGUGCCAAGGGACGACUUGAGAUUGUUACGACCAAGGAUCAGGACCCUGUCAAUGGACCUGAUGUGCCAGUCUUCGGUGUUGAUAUGUGGGAGCAUGCCUACUACCUCCAGUACCUGAACAACAAGGCUGGCUAUAUCGAGGGGAUUUGGAAGAUCAUCCACUGGGCAGAAGCAGAGAAGCGCUACACUGCUGGUGUUGAGAACCCACUGAAGCUGUGA